Messenger RNA from Mus caroli (Ryukyu mouse), 2211 nucleotides. RefSeq names its product zinc finger protein 683 (gene Znf683). The record is from RefSeq and is a predicted model, not a curated record. Gene Ontology annotation, cellular component: nucleus; cytoplasm. Gene Ontology annotation, biological process: regulation of transcription by RNA polymerase II; cell fate commitment. Gene Ontology annotation, molecular function: DNA-binding transcription factor activity; RNA polymerase II cis-regulatory region sequence-specific DNA binding. Lineage: Eukaryota; Metazoa; Chordata; Mammalia; Rodentia; Muridae.
AUGCGACAUAAGGACAUGCAUGUGAAGUCAGAGGACAACCUUGUGAUGACACCUCUGGAGACUGAACUUGUGUCAUACAAGCACUGCUGCCCCACCUGCCCGACCUCCUUCCUUCCCAGCCAGAGAGGGCUGGCUGCUGCAGAACCUGGCGAAGAGCCCACACGGCCAGCUGGUGCCUUCCAUGCCAAGGUAGUGGGGGCUGCCCAGUUGGGUUGUUGCUACCAGAUGAAAGCCCUGGAUGGUUUAGGAGAGACCCUGUACCCCAGUCUGGACUUCCAGCUCUAUCAAGAUGACCAGGUCUGCUCAGCUGACACUUCUCAGCCACUUGCAGACUCAGUGGGUGCUCAUGACUUACCCUGGAGCGAGAGGAUGUGUCCCUUACCACUGGCACCAGCUAAAUCUCCCUUGCUGGCCUGCCCCGAAAGCCCGGACCUAUGCCUGUGUGCCCUGCAGAAGACACCCCUAGGCAGAGCCCCACAGGACCUCGGAGAAGACACCUCAAACAUGAGACACCAGCCGCCAAGCUUGUACAAAGCCUCCACCGACAGCGAGAAACUCACAAUCAAAGACUCACUGAACAGAGAGGAGAUGGGAAACGAGCCAGAAAGAGGCACCUACCCAUCCCUCCCUCCUCGUACCAGCUCCUUCCCAGAUGCUGGGCUGGACAGAAAGAGCCUUAGUCCCUUGACCUUCUGGCCCUGGCUUCCUCCCACUCUCAUCUCCAAGGAACCUCCUGUCCACAUCUACCCCAUCUUCCCUGGGUACCCACUUCUGCCUCUCCCUUACCUAUUCACUUAUGGGGCCCUACCUUCUGCUCAACAUCCGUACCUCUUCAUGCUGCCCCCACACUCCACAUACCCCACCGUGGCUGGGCCCAGCUUGCUUAUUACAGCCAGUGGGUCUGGAUCUCGUAUCCCCCAAGAGAAGACCCUGCUUCUCCACUCGGGAGCUUUCCAGAGUGCCGGCCACACCCUACACUCCCAGGUUGGGAGUCGGAGCUCUAGAGAUGCCCGGACCCCAGGACAAGCUGGUGUGGCAGCUCCAACAAGGCGGGCUGUGCCAGGCUCCCGGGCAGGUGUCAUAGCCCUGCCCUACCCUCUGAAGAAAGAGAAUGGUAAAAUCUUAUAUGAGUGUAACGUGUGUGGCAAGAACUUUGGGCAACUCUCCAACCUCAAGGUUCACCUGCGCGUACACAGUGGUGAGCGCCCGUUCCAGUGUGCCCUGUGUCAGAAGCGCUUCACCCAGCUGGCCCACCUGCAAAAGCACCAGCUGGUGCACACCGGGGAGCGUCCCCACCAGUGCCAGGUGUGCCAGAAGCGCUUCAGUAGCUCCAGCAACCUCAAGACCCAUCUUCGGCUGCACUCAAGUGCCAGGCCCUCCCAGUGCCGCCUGUGUCCAAGUCACCUCACACCGAAUGUGUACCCUAAGCUGCAUCACAGGCUGCGGGCUCCUCAGCUCCGUGGCCUGGCCCACACCCACCUACCUCUCGCCUCUCUCACUUGCCUUGCCCAGUGGCACCAAGGAGCGCUAGAUCUUGUGGAGGAGAAGAAGAUGGGCUGGACUGUGGACAAGGUGUCCUCGGAAUCCAAGGGAAAGCAGGGGCAGCCAGCUUGAGCAAUGGUGCUGGGAUUUCUCCGGGAGCAGAGUGUUAGCGAUUAAAAGAUGGCUUGUUAGCGAUUAAAAGAUGGUCUCAGUGCUGCAUCAGUCAAGGCCUUCUGAGAGUCUCCAGGGGAGGGGAAUGUCCCUGCUAGAUCCCACCCAUCACCUGGAAACGGCAGGGCACACAGCCCAGGUGCAGCCGUCUGCCUCAGGCUGGGUUUGGGUUCCACUCUCUUGUUUGUGACCUAUCUGGACAUGAGUUCUCUAUCUCAGCUCACCAGGGGACAGUGCUAUAUACCUUUCAGGACUGGAUGAAGGCAGAGUGUGCCCACAGGGAGGAGGGACACCAGGGGGCAAGAGGACCUCAGUUGUGAGAUUCUUAUCAGCCACUUCAGUUACCUGGCAUGGUGGACGGAACAUCUUGAAGAAACUGGAGAAUGAAGCAAGAACGGAUUUGUGUGUUGGUCAGCUGGUGUUACCUCCCAUGAUCCGGUGGGAUGCAAUUCUCCCCGGGAUGGAGAUGAAAAAAAAGAGGCAUAAGAUAUCUCCUGUCGGGGCUGGAGAGAUGCCUCAGCAGUUAAGAGCACUGGCUGUUUUUCCAGAGGUUUUGAG